AUGUUAGCCAACAGUGAUAAAGUUUCAGAGGUCCUACAAGAGUCUACUCAUCAGUUCAACCUGCUUACUUCACCCACCUUCCUACCAAAGGUCAAGGAUCAAGGGAAAUUCACUCUCCCUUGCACACUUGGGCAUCUUGAGAUUGACAAUGCCUUAGUGGAUUCUGGAGCAAGCAUCAAUCUGAUCUCUCUCUCCAUGGCAGAGAAGCUAGGCAUAGCUGGAGCCUUGCAGCGCCCUACUACUUCAAUCAUGUUUGGAGAUGCAACUUCUAAGUCUCCUCUUGGAGUGUUCAAGAACUAUCACUUGAAAAUUGGAGAAUGCAUCAUCCAAACUGAUCUCACUGUGAUGGAAAUGGAAGAAGAGAAGGAUUUGCCUUGCUAUUGGGAACCCCUUUCCUUACCUAGAGGUUCAGACUUUUGUGCCACAAUUGACAGUACCAAUCUCAGUUCUAAGAGUCAUGGAGCUACAAAGGUUGUGAAGGAAAGGGUUGACAAGGAACCAAGAGUUGGGAAGGAUAAGGAUGAGAGAGGACCAAGGAUUGAGAAGCCACGUCUUGAGAGGGCUAGAGUUGAGAAACCACGAAGGGCUCUAAAAGAAGGGGAGGAUGCAGCCUCUAAGGCAAGACCAGGAGAUAAAAGAAAGGAUCCACCAGCUCAGGCCCCUUCAGUCAAGCCAUCUCAGCUCACAAUGACUUUGUUCCCCACCAAGUUUGAAAAUGGGAAGAUUGAGUACAAGAUAAGGUACAAGGGGAGAUCAAGCCAUUCUCUAGAGCCAAGGCCAUAG
Molecule: messenger RNA, 783 nt
Organism: Microthlaspi erraticum
Lineage: Eukaryota; Viridiplantae; Streptophyta; Magnoliopsida; Brassicales; Brassicaceae
Source: the annotation of a GenBank genome assembly